Messenger RNA from Psammomys obesus (fat sand rat), 3211 nucleotides. RefSeq names its product lysyl oxidase like 2 (gene Loxl2). The transcript has 10 exons. Bases 1 to 1386 code for a protein of 461 amino acids. Gene Ontology annotation, molecular function: copper ion binding; protein-lysine 6-oxidase activity. Gene Ontology annotation, biological process: peptidyl-lysine oxidation. The record is from RefSeq and is a predicted model, not a curated record. Lineage: Eukaryota; Metazoa; Chordata; Mammalia; Rodentia; Muridae. Gene Ontology annotation, cellular component: membrane.
AUGGUCCUCAAGGACCGUGUGUCCCUCCAGCAACCCUUGGUGCGGCUGAGAGGAGGAGCCCAGGUCGGGGAGGGCCGAGUGGAGGUGCUCAAGAAUGGUGAAUGGGGAACCGUCUGCGAUGACAAGUGGGACCUGGUAUCUGCCAGUGUGGUCUGCAGAGAGCUUGGCUUCGGGACUGCUAAAGAGGCUGUCACGGGCUCCAGGCUGGGCCAAGGGAUUGGACCCAUCCACCUCAAUGAGGUCCAAUGCACAGGGACCGAGAAGUCCAUCAUAGACUGCAAACUCAACACGGAGUCUCAAGGCUGCAACCACGAGGAAGAUGCUGGUGUACGAUGCAACAUUCCCAUCAUGGGCUUCCAGAAAAAGGUGCGCCUGAAUGGAGGCCGUAAUCCCUAUGAGGGCCGAGUGGAGGUACUAACAGAGAGGAAUGGGUCCCUUGUGUGGGGGACCGUAUGCGGCCAGAACUGGGGCAUCGUGGAGGCCAUGGUGGUCUGCCGGCAGCUAGGCCUGGGCUUUGCCAGCAAUGCCUUCCAGGAAACCUGGUACUGGCAUGGAAAUAUCUUUGCUAACAAAGUGGUCAUGAGUGGAGUGAAGUGCUCAGGAACGGAGCUCUCCCUGGCACACUGCCGCCAUGAUGAGGAGGUGGCCUGCCCCGAGGGUGGGGUGCGGUUUGGUGCUGGAGUCGCCUGCUCAGAAACUGCCCCUGACCUGGUGCUUAAUGCCGAGAUUGUACAACAGACAGCCUACCUGGAGGACAGGCCCAUGGCCCUGCUGCAGUGUGCCAUGGAGGAGAACUGCCUCUCGGCCUCCGCAGUCCACACCAACCCCACCACAGGCUACCGUCGCCUUCUGCGGUUCUCCUCCCAGAUCCACAACAAUGGCCAGUCUGAUUUCCGCCCCAAGAAUGGCCGCCACGCGUGGAUUUGGCAUGACUGCCACAGGCACUACCACAGCAUGGAAGUAUUCACUUACUAUGACCUGCUCAGCCUCAAUGGCACCAAGGUGGCUGAGGGCCACAAGGCCAGCUUCUGCCUGGAGGACACGGAGUGUGAGGGAGACAUUCAGAAAAGUUACGAGUGCGCCAACUUCGGAGAGCAAGGCAUCACCAUGGGCUGCUGGGACAUGUACCGCCAUGACAUCGACUGCCAGUGGGUAGACAUCACCGAUGUGCCCCCUGGAGACUACCUGUUCCAGGUUGUCAUUAACCCUAACUACGAGGUGCCAGAGUCAGAUUUCUCUAACAACAUCAUGAAGUGCAGGAGCCGCUACGACGGCUACCGCAUCUGGAUGUACAACUGUCACGUCGGUGGAGCCUUCAGUGAGGAGACAGAACAAAAGUUUGAACACUUCAGUGGACUUCUAAAUAAUCAGCUCUCUGUGCAGUAAAGACGACCCCGGGCCAGGCAUGAUGGCUCAUGCCUGUAAUCCCUGCACUUGGGCUGAGGCAGGAGGAUUGCCACCAGAUUUCCACUCUGGAAAUUAAACCAAGCUUCUGUUUCCAAAAUGAAGAGAGAGAGAGAAAGAAAAAGAAAAAAAAGAAGAAAAAUGACUUAAUGGUCACCUACUGAGACACUCUAGUGUCUUGGGGGUAGAUGGGGGGGUACCAAUUGCCACCUCCCUGCUAGCCAUAUCCAUCUGAGAAGAAAGGUGCUCGUUCAUUCAUUCAGCAGGCGCUGCCGCCUGUCCCUGCCCUGAGGCCUCAGGGGCAGGGGUUCUGGCACACGGCUAUGGGAACUGGAGGGCAAGCCAUGAGCAGCUUACCCCAUCCAAGCUUUGGCAUCUCCUAAGUGUGACAUCACCACGCUCUGCACAGAUGGGCCAUUUUCUUCUGGAGAUGUGGCAGGUGUGAACUUAGCAACUGCAGAGGUGGUCAAGCUAAAUUCCAUUUUCCCCCUUCUUAGGUCAUUUCUGGAAAACUUGAAUAUCAAGACCUCUGUACUAAGUAUUUUUUUUUUCCUCAUUGUACAAACACAAUUCUUGACAAAAUCAACUUGAAGAAGGAAGGCUUUAUUUGGGCUCUUGGUUUGAAGACCCAGCCCGUCAUGCGUGGCAAAGAAGGCAUUGCAGCAGGAGCAUUGAAGCAUCUGGUUUCAGGCUCACUAAACAGCUGAUGAUGACCUUGAACUUCUGAUCCUCCUGCUUCCACCUCCAGAGUGCUAGGGAUCAAACCCAGGACUUCACACAUGUAAGGCAACGCACCCUUUAACAGUUAACAGCUGCUUUCUCAGCUCUCACUGUUCUCGGCUGCUGUAAACUUGUACGUGUUCUUUUCUUUACCAAACUGCACAUUUUUUCCGUAUCUUUCUGCUCCACUUGCUCACUCAUUUUUACUUGGGCCUGAAUAAGAGCAGUGAAGUGGAACUGUACCACAGCCUGAAUGCCAUUCCUGUCUUAAAAUGUCCUCCACCAAACAAAUUAGUUCAUCAUUCUUGAGUUACGACUCACUCGAGUGCUCAGAACCAGGCACGAUGCAGCUGGAUCCUGGCCAGGGUGUGACGUGAUUGGCUUUUAGCUCAGUUCUAGAUAGCCCUUGAAACCUCAGGUACCAGGCCUCCACUGUCCACAUUCCUCUAGGCAUUCUGGGCCUUCCAAACUCCCACCAGAAUACCCCAUUCAGCUCUGUUCUCAGCACUCUAGGGCUUUUCAGGCCCGAAGUUCCAAGCUCGAGAAUGCUACAGCCAUGCUUAUCACCCCCUCACAGUAUAAAUCUGCAUUCAUUGUUCUCAUUACUAUUACAACAUACUUGACAAAAACAAAGUACAAAUCUGUAUUAGUUAACUUUUCUCAUUACUAUCUCAAUAUACUUGACAAAAGCAACUCAAGGGAAGGUUAGUGUGGGCUUACAGUUCAAGAGUGCAGCCUACCAUACUGGGAAAUGUGUGGUGCCGGGUGCAGGAGGCAGCUGGUCAUAUUGUAUCCCAUCAGGAGGCAGAAUUAUGAAUGCUGGUGCUCCACUCGCUUUCACCUUCGUAGUCAGCCUACAUCCCCAGCCCGUGGAAUGGUGCUACUGCUGUGUUGGGGGUGCCUUCCUUCUAUUAAACCUCUUCUGGAAGCACCCCCAUAAUCCACCUACAGGUGUUGUUUCCAUAGUGGUUCUAGAACCCACCUAGGUGACCAUCAAGGUUAUCUUUAACAAUCUCUUAAACUGACUUCUGUAUUCCGUGCAACAAUAACCACAAUUUAAAGAACAAUAAAGCCAUACAUUCCAAGA